Molecule: messenger RNA, 4113 nt
Organism: Suncus etruscus (white-toothed pygmy shrew)
Lineage: Eukaryota; Metazoa; Chordata; Mammalia; Eulipotyphla; Soricidae
Product: aldehyde oxidase 4-like
Exons: 36
Coding region: 1-4113 (1370 amino acids)
Molecular function (GO): 2 iron, 2 sulfur cluster binding; FAD binding; iron ion binding
Source: RefSeq, a predicted model, not a curated record
AUGAUCCUGACAUGGCUUAAUUUCCAGGGAGAAGGAGAUCUUCCACCCAAGCAAAUAUCCACAGUUCUCCAGCUCAGAGACAAGAGUAAAGCCAGUUACUACCAAGACCCAAAGCCUAGCAAUAGUGAAAGAUCUCAAGAACUCUUCAACUCUAAGGUAAUAGAGAAGAAUGCUGAUCCUGAAGUAAAUCUACUACACUACUUGAGGAAAGUCAUCCACCUCAAUGGCACCAAAUACAGCUGCGGGGAAGGAGGUUGUGGUGCCUGCACUGUCAUGGUGUCUAGAUACGACCCCAAGACCAAGAAGAUUCGCCAUUAUUCAGUCACUGCAUGCCUGGUGCCCAUUUGCUCUCUGUAUGGUGCAGCUGUUACCACCGUGGAAGGUGUAGGAAGCAUCAAGGCCAGGAUCCACCCCGUUCAGGAAAGACUUGCCAAGUGUCAUGGCACCCAGUGUGGCUUCUGCAGCCCAGGAAUGGUGAUGUCCAUCUACACACUGCUCAGAAACCACCCAGAGCCAAACAAUGACCAGAUCAUGGAAGCUCUUGCAGGAAACCUGUGUCGCUGUACAGGAUAUCGACCAAUUAUUGAAAGUGUAAAAACUUUCAACAAUAAAUCAAUAAAAGUUUGUCCAAUAAAAGGAUCUGGUGAAUGCUGCAUGGAUCAAGAAGAGAAAUCUUUAGAGAAAGCACCAGAAAAGAUGUGCACCAAACUGUAUAAUGAAGAAGAGUUCCAGCCCUUGGAUCCAUCCCAAGAGCCGAUAUUUCCUCCUGAACUGAUUAGAAUGGCUGAAGACCCCAACAAGAGGAGGCUGACUUUCCAAGGAGAAAAGAGCAUCUGGAUCACCCCUGUGACCCUGAAUGACCUUUUGGAGACAAAAGCCAAGUUCCCUAAUGCCCCCCUCAUCAUGGGGAAUACUACAGUAGGACCCAAUAUUAAAUUCAAGGGUGAAUUUUACCCAGUUUUCAUAUCUCCACUUGAGCUUUCAGAAAUGAAUUUUGUGGACACCAGAGAUGAUGGAAUCAUAAUAGGUGCAGGUUGCACCCUGGCCCAGUUGAAGGAAGCUUUGCAAUUCAUUGUUUCGGAACAACUAAGGGAGAAGACUAAAACCUGCCGCGCCCUCCUGAAGCAUCUGAGAACUCUUGCUGGAUCCCAGAUUAGGAAUAUGGCGACUAUAGGAGGACACAUGGCUGGCAGGCUUGAAUUUUCAGACUUAAAUCCUAUUUUAGCUGCAGCAAAAGCUACCAUCAAUCUGAUAUCUAAAGAUGGAGAGCGGCAAAUUCCAUUAGAUGGCCCCUUUCUUGAAAGAUCACCUGCAGCCAACCUGAAGCCAGAAGAGGUUAUAUUGUCUGUUUUUAUUCCCCACUCUUCUCAGUGGCACUUUGUGUCAGGUCUUCGGCUGGCCCAGCUUCAGGAGAAUGCCUUUGCCAUUGUUAAUGCUGGCAUGAGUGUGAAGUUUGAAGAUGGCACCAACACCAUAAAAGACCUUCAAAUGUUCUAUGGAAAUGUUGGACCCACAGUUGUAUCUGCUAGUCAGACCUGCAGGCAACUCAUUGGAAAGCAGUGGGAUGACCAGAUGCUGAGUACAGCCUGCCAGCUGGUCCUGGAAGAGAUUUCCAUCCCUCCAACAGCUGAGGGGGGUAUGGUAGAAUAUAGGAGAACCCUCAUCAUCAGCUUACUCUUCAAGUUCUACCUCAAAGUGAGACGAGAACUGAAUCAAAUGGAUCCACAGAAAUUUCCUGACAUUCCAGAAAAUUUUGUGAGUGCUCUGAAAGAUUUCCCUAUAGAAGUACCCCAUGGGAUUCAGAUGUUCCAGUGUGUGGACCCCCAUCAGCCCCAACAAGACCUAGUUGGUCACCCAAUAAUGCACCAGUCAGCCAUUAAACACACCACAGGGGAAGCGGUGUACAUCGAUGACAUACCCCCUAUUGCCGAAGAGCUCUUCUUGGCCCCGGUCACCAGCUCCAGAGCUCAUGCAAAGAUCAUAUCAAUUGAUAUUUCAGAAGCUAUGGAACAUCCAGGAGUUGUUGAUGUGAUAACAGCAGAAGAUGUUCCAGGAGAAAAUAACCCUCAUGGAGAGAUUUUAUAUGCACAGAAUGAGGUCAUUUGUGUGGGUCAGAUUGUUUGCACUGUGGCUGCAGACACCCAUGCUCAUGCAAAAGAAGCGGCCAAAAAGGUGAAGAUUGCUUAUGAGGACAUUGAGCCAAAAAUUAUCACCAUAGAGCAAGCCCUAGAGCACAAUUCCUUUCUUUCUCCUGAGAAAAAAAUUGAGCAAGGAAAUGUAGAGCAAGCCUUUAAAAAGGUUGAUCAAAUCAUUGAAGGUGAGGUCCACGUGGAAGGACAGGAACAUUUUUACAUGGAAACGCAAACCAUCCUGACUAUUCCUAAAAAGGAAGAUAAUGAAAUGGUGCUACAACUGGGAACCCAGUAUCCAACCCAUGUGCAGGAUUGUGUGGCUUUGUCACUAAAUGUCCCAAGAAAUAAAAUAAGAUGUGAAAUUCUAAGAGCUGGAGGAGCAUUUGGAGGGAAGGUGACCAAGCCUGCACUACUAGGAGCUGUCUGUGCUGUGGCCAGUUACAAGACUUGCCGCCCAAUCCGGUAUAUUCUAGAGCGUUGUGACGAUAUUCUGAUAACUGCUGGCCGACACCCACUACUUGCAAAAUACAAAAUUGGAUUCAUGAACAAUGGGCUAAUCAAAGCUGUUGAUGUUGAAUAUUAUGUCAACGGUGGAUGCACUCCUGAUGAGUCUGAGAUGGUGACAGAAUUCAUCACUCUGAAAUCAGAAAAUGCCUAUUAUAUCCCUAAUUUCCGAUGUCGGAGUAGAGCUUGCAAAACAAAUUUGCCAUCCAACACUGCCUUUCGAGGAUUUGGCUUUCCCCAGGGUACAGUGGUAGUUGAAGCUUAUGUCACUGCAGUGGCAUCCCAGUGCAACUUACUUCCUGAAGAGGUUAAAGAAAUCAACAUGUAUAAGACAAUAAGCAAAACAGCCUUCAAGCAGACUUUUAAUCCAGAGGCCUUGCGAAGAUGCUGGAAAGAAUGCUUAGAGAAAUCUUCAUUCUAUCACAGGAAACAGAUUGCUGAGGAAUUUAAUAAAAACAAUUACUGGAAAAAGAGGGGGCUUGCCGUGAUUCCCAUGAAAUUUAGCAUUGGUAUUCCCGUGGGCUACUAUAACCAGGCUGCUGCUCUAGUCCACAUCUAUCUUGAUGGCUCUGUCUUAGUGACACAUGGUGGCUGUGAAUUGGGUCAAGGACUUCACACCAAAAUUACUCAGGUUGUAAGCCGGGAACUAAACAUUGACAAGUCGUACAUACACCUGGCCGAGACCAGCACGCUCACAGUGCCCAAUGCUGUCUUCACCGCAGGCUCGAUGAGCACAGACAUCUUUGGGAAGGCCGUACAGAAUGCCUGCCAAAUUCUUAUGUCUCGCCUGCAUCCAGUAAUGAAGAAAAACCCUAAAGGAAAAUGGGAGGAUUGGGUUGCAAAAGCAUUUGAAGAAUCCAUCAGUCUCUCAACAACUGGAUAUUUCAAAGGCUACCAGACAUACAUGGACUGGGAGAAGGAGGAAGGACACGCUUAUCCGUAUUGGGUCUAUGGAGCAGCCUGUUCAGAAGUGGAGAUUGACUGUCUGACUGGGGCAUAUAAGCUCCGUCGAACUGAUAUCUUUAUGGAUGCAGCUUUCAGCAUAAACCCAGCCCUGGACAUUGGACAGGUUGAAGGAGCUUUUAUCCAAGGCAUGGGACUAUAUACCACAGAAGAGCUGAAGUACUCUCCAGAAGGUGUGCUUCACACUAAGGGUACAAAUGACUACAAAAUCCCCACUAUCACCGAAAUUCCAGAAGAGUUCUUUGUCACUUUGGUACAUUCCCGCAAUCCCAUAGCCAUCUACUCAUCCAAGGGAUUGGGUGAGGCUGGAAUGUUCCUGGGAUCUUCUGUGUUGUUUGCCAUCUACGAUGCCAUAGCUGCUGCCCGAAGAGAGAGAGGCUUGACCAAGACCUUCACUCUGAAUAGUCCAGCCACUCCAGAGCUGGUUAGGAUGGCAUGUAUGGAUCAGUUUACAGGCAUGAUUCCCAGAGAUGACCCUUCCACAUUUACGCCUUGGUCCAUCCAUGUGUCUUGA